Molecule: messenger RNA, 2550 nt
Organism: Xiphophorus couchianus (Monterrey platyfish)
Lineage: Eukaryota; Metazoa; Chordata; Actinopteri; Cyprinodontiformes; Poeciliidae
Gene: oxld1
Product: oxidoreductase-like domain containing 1
Exons: 2
Coding region: 175-627 (150 amino acids)
Cellular component (GO): mitochondrion
Source: RefSeq, a predicted model, not a curated record
UUUACAAGUGUUUGUGAAAGGUGAAAGUUGAAAAUAGGAGUGACGCCACAGUUCUUUCUAAGGUUAAAAAUACUGAAUUUAUUUAAUCAGAGAAGCGAGAUGAUUGAUAAAAACGGUGGAAAGAAGGAAAUGAAAGGAAAAGACACAUAACCGGGAGACCCACAGACCGGGAAGAUGUUCUGUUUCGGGGUUAAAUCCGGGAGGUCGUCGGUGUCUUUACACAAGAUCUUUUUUGUAUCCUUGUUACACAUGAAAGCUCAUCGCGUCAGUCUCUGUCCUCUACAUUUAUGGAGACAUUGUCUCCAUAGUGGGAUCAUUCGCUCUUUGCCAGCCGGACCAGAAUCCUCUCCUCCUUCUGCAGUGACGGACCUGGCUGACAGCGCCUCCUUAGAUCAGAGCCAAGACUCCUCUUCUACUUGGUCUCCUGAGCAAGGACCCCCACCUGCUCCCACCCAUUGCUGCAUGAGCGGUUGCCAUAACUGCGUUUGGAUUGAACAUGCGGAGCAGCUCCUGGCGUAUUAUCAUGAUGGAGGAGAUAGAGCGCUCGCUGCCAUAGAGGAAAAUGUUCUUGAUGAGAAUCUCAAGGCAUAUCUUAAGAUGGAGAUCAAACUGCUGAAAAAGACGUGAUGCUUUCCAUGGACUCCCACUCAUGGACUCAUGUGGUCAGAUUUUUAUUCAGUUUAUGGGCUUUAUGUAGACUCACAAGAAAAUGUCGAAGCGUCCUUUGACGAUGAUGCAUUGUGUCUCUUUAAGUAGUGUAAAGUUUUGACUGUGGAAAGUAUCUGUUUUCUUUUCUCCAGUCAGUGUCAUAUUCCUGUAGCUUUAAUUCACAAAUGCACAUUUUUUGAAAAUCAUCUGUGUGUUGUAAUUUAGUUACGUUCUAUUUUAAUAAGUUUCUCAGAGAUUUUUUUUCAUUAAAGUUUGUUCUAUUUAUUUUAACUUAAGGGUUCCUACUUUUUUUCCCUUCUGGGCACAGAGAAAUAGUCCAAAUAGCCAAACAAACCUAUCAGUUAUGACUAAAAACAAGUAACUAUCUGGACAGUUCAAACAGUAAAAAGGCUGAAGGAAUGAGCUGCGGUUGUCUCGAAGUGUCGAUUCAAAUUCAGUUUUAGAUUUCGCGACUUAUACCACAAAACUUCCUCCAAAAAUUACUUGUGCAAGUGAACAGGUAGGGUUUGUCCACAUGAGCUAUGUGUGUCAAGAAAUAUGUCAUGAUGGUGUUUGAGAUAAUGGCUGAGAAAAUGGCACACAUUCUAACCUCAAAACAGGAAAUGUCACUGCAUUUUCAUGGUCAGUCAUAGCUUUACUUGGUAGAAGUGGUUGCGAAACACAGUGGGAGGAGUUUUCAUCUCAAAGCUGCUUCCCCACUAUUUCCUAUCUUGCCAUAUAUGCUGAUUUAACACAUUAAACAACGUAUUAAAUGCAUCUAAACAUGAGAUCCACUUAGAUAUUGUGGAAGUCCUCUCUUUGAAGUACAUGUGCUACUUUUGAUGCACAGGAAUAGUGUGUAAAUUGGGAUCAGUGGUGUGGAAUUUGCUGUCUUAUGUAACGUCUUGACACAACAGAAGCCACUGUCUUGUUUGCCAUUUUUUCAUGACUAGAAACUAUAUAUCAAUGCAUUGAGUCCCUAAGUGGUCGCCGAAUUAUUAGUUAAGAUGAGCAAAAUGUUUUCAUGACAGUGGGAAUAACAGAGUAAUUUUUGGAUUGUAUUUCUGUGGUAUUUUCACAAGUUUGAAAAUGUACCAGGAACUUGAGGCUUAUGAACAUUUAGCUGGUCAUCUUCUCAUAACUGAAGUCUCAUCUAUAGUCAUUCUCAUGUCAGCAAGCUUUAUUCAAUGGAUAAGUUAGAAUUUUGAAAGUAGCGUUUUGUGGGAAGCUUAUGACUAUUGAGUAAUGUUGCUUUAUCAGGGCAGAUCUUUGUAAAUUUUUGUCUCAGUUCUUUUGUCUCAAAUAUAUUUGACCCACAAAUAUCUCUGAAACUAACCUGUUUACCCAAAAAGUAGCUAAAUUAAAAAAUUAAUUUAUGGCAAGAUAUUGAUUGGCCAGCAGGCUUAUGAUAAGGCUGCUAGAAAAUCUGAACUUUGUCUUCAUGGAGCCAAAACCUGAAAAAUGUUGAAGCAGUGUGUGUCUCAUAUUUAUGGGAUAACUCAACAAAAAGGCUAAGAAAGUUAAAAAAUUUAUGGCCAGCAAAACUUGGUUCAGUUUUUAAAUAUGAGCAAAUAAGAAUAAGAGAACCGCCAACUUUUAAAACUAUAGCAUUGUUCAUAAAACAUACAAAUUAAUUAAAACGUGAUGUCCUGCCUUAUAAUUUUAGUAGUGCAUCCAUACAGCUCUUCUGAUAGGUCACAAAACAUUCAAACCUAUCAGUGACCGCUAGAGGGAGUAAUAAAACCCAGUGUGAAAGUUUUCCUGACUACUGAAAUAUUUUCUGGAUUUUUGUGAAUAAUUUUACUAUUAUACAGAUUUUUUUUCCCCAUAAAGUCUGUUUCUCUGCUGUUUGUUGUAAAAUACAGCUUCUAGCACAUUUAACUAAUAAAACCGAAAAACCUU